AUGUCUCGUCAACUUUUCCUUGUUUCGGCUUUGGUCUUCCUCCUUUCAAUCUCUACUGCACUCGUAGCUGAUUCCCCUAACGUAGCAUUCGUCAAAAAGACAUGUAACGAUGCUACAAACGUCAACCUAUGCUUAAACACCCUCCUCCCUGAAGCCGGCCGCAUCAACAGCCACCCCAAAAAGGCCACCAAUCUCGCUAUUAUGGCCACUAUAACCGAGGUUCAAACCGCCUCUAGCAAACUAACACACCAAGCCAAACAACCCAACCUUAAAUCCCACGAAGCUAGCUCCCUCAAUGAAUGUAGUACCAUUAUCGCGAACUCGGUCUUGGGAUUGAACCAAGCAUUGGAGGAAAGCAAUCGCUUGAACGGUGAUAAGCAGGAUAAGGAGUCGAAGAGGAUGAGCAUGAUUAACGACGUAAGGAAUGUGGUUAAUGCUGUUUAUCAUUGUACAAGUUAUGUGCAAAGUUCGCAUUCUAGGGACGUGUUGAUUAAACGGGCUCAUGACAUUGUUACACCACUUGAUCACCUUGCUACUAAUGCUGUUGAUCUCAUUCAUCACAUGGUUUUUUAA
This is a messenger RNA of Chenopodium quinoa (quinoa), 573 nucleotides long. RefSeq names its product pectinesterase inhibitor 10-like. The record is from RefSeq and is a predicted model, not a curated record. Bases 1 to 573 code for a protein of 190 amino acids. Gene Ontology annotation, biological process: negative regulation of catalytic activity. Gene Ontology annotation, molecular function: enzyme inhibitor activity. Lineage: Eukaryota; Viridiplantae; Streptophyta; Magnoliopsida; Caryophyllales; Amaranthaceae. The transcript has a single exon.